GUGCCUGUCGGGACUGCGGCACCGUGCGACUCUAUAGGCCCAAUGGCUUAGAUAGAGCGUUUUCAGGCCGGCGCCAUCUUGGACCGAAAGCGAGGCUGCCCCUUCCUUUCUUCCUAACCGUCCCCUGGCAAAAGACGGUGCCCCAGAGCAGGAAGCCUGCACGGAGGAUGUGGAGGCGACAGCGACUCUCCCGCCGGCGGUCCGUAGCGCGCUGCCUCCGAUUGUGGAGAGACUGCAUGUAGCCGUCGUGAAGAAUGGCCGCUGAGAACUGCCUUAUUCUCCUCCGUGAAUCUGCUGAAAGCCCUUUUCGAGCCGCCCAAGCGAGUGGCGAUCACCGCAUCUGGUGGCAGGGAGUUCCACAAGCUACUUAUCCACCUGUGAUAGGGUGGGAGAUGUAGUCCAAAGCACCUGGGGGGCACCAGGUUGCCCUGAGAGCUGUUUUCCUCUCCCUACCCCGCGAUGGCUGCAGCCCCCAAUCUUUCCUGCAACGGUGACAGAGACAGCCUCCCUUGCACUGCCCCAACGCCGCUCCCGCCCCCACAGCCCCAAACCUUGAUCCCUGGUCCUGAGGUGGUGGUCACCCCUGAGCGAGACUGCGCCGGGAGGGCACGGAGCGGGAUUCUUCGGCGGCCCCAGCAGGGGAAAGCACCAGGCAGACAAGUUCGUUUCAGGCUGGGGUCGAAGUCUGAUGAUGUCAGGAUGGUUUGCCUGGGUCCCCCUAAGCCCAGACUGGAGGCUGAGGUUCAUUUGAGGCGAGAAUCCAAGUCUGAUGACAGUGGAAAGGUCAACCUGGAACUUCCUAAGCCCCGAGAAGAGGCAGAGGUUACUUUGAGGCUGGGACCCAACUCUGAUGACAGCAGGAAGGUCAGCCCGGAUCCCCCUAAGCACAGUGCGGAGGUGGCCCCCCACGACACCAUCAUCCUGAGGAGAGAGGCCAGUAGGGCUGCUGCAGAGGAAGGAUCGCAUCAACCCCACAUGUUGGGCGCCCCCAUUCCCCACAGCACACUUGCCCUGGGGACGGAGGUGCAGGCUGUGCGGGAGCAGGGAUUCAACGCCUGGCAGGCAGCAGAGGAACUGGUGCAGCGCUCUUUUGUCACCCGUUGCGCUGUGGAAGCUCGGGUGGGCGAGGGUAUGAACAUCCCUCGGGACCAGCAGCUCUAUCAAGGCCUUGUAAGCCUGCAGGUAGCGGAAGAAGAAUUGUUAAGUUCAGCUGUGCAGGAGAAGCUUUCAUUUGUCCGGUCCCGUCCUGGAGCCAGGAAGGAGCCAGACUGCGCAGGCCCCGACCUGUCAGCCUUCUACGACCCAGAGGAGCUGUUCACAGAGAGCCCCUUUCUGGAGGUGGAGGGGCUGCCUCCCAUGAAGCUACAACUUCAGACCCGGGACCCAGCCACCACUUUCAUUAUGUACCAGAAGCUGCGGCAGUGGAAUAGUUAAGCAGGGCACAAGGGGCCUUGGAGAGCCAUCUGCUGCAGCCCCUUUCAACAAAACUGGACUCAAACUGCCUUGUGCGUGAUGCUUUUAUUCAAACAGGACUCUCUUCCUCUCCCCCCCAUAUGCUUUUUAUACAUAAAUGUAAUUGCAAUCAAA
Molecule: messenger RNA, 1587 nt
Organism: Rhineura floridana
Lineage: Eukaryota; Metazoa; Chordata; Lepidosauria; Squamata; Rhineuridae
Gene: PPP1R35
Product: protein phosphatase 1 regulatory subunit 35
Exons: 6
Coding region: 460-1434 (324 amino acids)
Biological process (GO): negative regulation of phosphatase activity
Molecular function (GO): phosphatase binding
Source: RefSeq, a predicted model, not a curated record